UGCCGCCGCUCGGUUCGGCUCCUCCCGGUGUUUUCUCUGUUUUGGGGCAAGUUUUCUGCAGAAAACGGAGACAAGAAGUAAAUAUAAAGUCUAGAAGAGUCCAGAAGACUCCAACCGGAGUCUGUGUCCGGUAGAACCCGCCGGUGAGCGGCAGGAGUUCGGGAGUGUUCGUUUCGCACUGUUCGCCGAUGGAAGCGAACAAAACCGCCCUGUUCGCCGAGAUGCUUCCAGUGAAACCAGUAAAGAGAAACUGAUCUGCAGAGUUUCAUGGCUGCUCUCAUCACAAUCCACAGUGUCACCCAGCAGGAGCCCUGAGGAUUUAACUUUCAUAAAACUCUUUUAAAAGUUGAACUUCCCAGGAUCCUAAUCUUUUUGCUUCAAAGUGUUUCUCCCUCAGAGAUGCUCGUCAGUGAGAGGAAACCUUUCUCGCAGGAUUUAAGUGGUGAGAAAUGUGAGCGGGGUCAGAAAACGCUCUGCUGACGAACAAACCGAAACGUGUUUUGUUUGGAUGUCGAUCACUUGCGUUGCCUUUCUUCCGUCCGGACGACGUCACAGAUAGCAGAGCCAAUGUCGGCCGAUAACAGCCCGCCGCCGCUGGCCUCCCCGCGGUCCUUCCCCCUCCUCCCCCAGCACGCCGCCCCGCCCACGCCAUCACCGUCCCCGAGCCCGCCGGCCACCCUCUGCAGCCGGCUGUCCAAUGGCAGCCAGACGGCCCCGAGCCCAACCAACUCACGGGGGUCCAUCCACGGAGUCUCCUUCCUGGUUCAGAUCGGACUCACCAGGGAGACGGUGACCCUCGACCCCGGAGAGCACUCGCUGUGCGCCGUCAGGGAGCUCGUCUGCUCCAUCGUGGAUCAGAAGUUCCCAGAAUGUGGAUUUUUCGGGAUGUACGACAAGAUCCUGCUGUUUCGCCACAACCUGAACUCGGACAACAUCCUGCAGCGUCUGAUCUCGGCGGAGGAGAUCCACGAAGGAGACCUGGUGGAGGUGGUGCUCUCCGCUCUGGCCACAGCCGAGGACUUCCAGAUCCGACCUCACGCCCUCUACGUUCACUCCUACAAGGCUCCGGCCUUCUGUGACGACUGUGGGGAGAUGCUGUGGGGCCUCGUCAGACAGGGACUCAAGUGUGAAGGAUGUGGACUGAACUACCACAAACGAUGUGCGUUCAAGAUCCCCAACAACUGCAGCGGGGUCAAGAAGAGACGUCUGUCCAACGUCUCACUGCCGGGCGCCGUCAUGUCCGUCGCUCGACCGCCGUCCACCGAGUUCACCCCUACGCCACAGGAGGAGCAGCGCCCCCUGCUGGGUGCCGGGAAGCGUAACUCCCUGCUGAGCGGCCGUCCCAUCUGGAUGGAGAAGAUGGUCCUGGGUCGGGUCAAAGUCCCCCACACCUUCUCCGUCCACACCUACACCCGUCCCACCAUCUGCCAGUUCUGCAAGCGGCUGCUGAAGGGCCUCUUCCGCCAGGGCAUGCAGUGCAAAGAUUGUAAAUUUAACUGCCAUAAGAGAUGUGCGGCCAAAAUACCUCGAGACUGCCUCGGUGAGGUCGACUUUAAUGGAGAACCGGCCAGUCCCAGUCUGGACUCCGAGGCGACGAUGGAGGUGGACAACAGUGACACCAACAGCGACGGCGGUCACAGCAUGGACGAGCAGGACGACAAGCUCUUCUUCAUCGAGGGUCCCUGUGUGGACGGAGAGAAGGACGACGAGACGCUCAGAGCCAUCAGCCCGUGCACCAGCAGCAACAUCCCUCUGAUGAGAGUGGUUCAGUCCAUCAAACACACCAAGAGGAAAAGCUCCACGAUGGUUAAAGAGGGCUGGAUGGUCCACUACACCAGCAGCGACAACAUGAGGAAGAGACAUUACUGGAGGCUGGACAGCAAGACUCUGACUCUGUUUCAGAAUGAAAGUGGAGCCAAGUAUUACAAGGAGAUCCCGCUGUCCGAGAUCCUCCAGGUGGAGCAGGCGCAGGACUUCGGCAGCCUUCCUCCGGGCAGCAACCCGCACGUCUUCGAGGUGAUCACGGGCAACAUGGUGUACUACGUCGGCGAGGACAGCGGCGGUCCGCACCACAACCCGGUGCUGGCGUUGACCGGCAUCGGGCGUGACGUGGGUCAGAGCUGGGAGAAGGCCGUCCGACAGGCCAUGAUGCCCGUCACGCCAAAGGCCAGCGUCGGCACGGGGCCCGGACACGGGAAGGACCACAAGGAAGUCUCUAUCAGCAUAUCAGUGUCCAACUCCCAGAUACAAGAAAAUGUGGAUAUCAGCUCAGUGUAUCAGAUCUUUGCAGACGAGGUCCUCGGCUCCGGACAGUUUGGGAUCGUCUACGGAGGUAAACACAGGAAGACCGGCAGAGACGUGGCGAUCAAAAUCAUCGACAAAAUGCGGUUUCCCACCAAGCAGGAGAGCCAGCUGAGGAACGAGGUGGCCAUCCUCCAGAACCUGCACCACCCGGGGAUCGUUAACCUGGAGUGCAUGUUCGAGACCCCCGAGCAGGUGUUCGUCGUCAUGGAGAAGCUCCACGGCGACAUGCUGGAGAUGAUUUUGUCCAGCGAGAGGAGCCGGCUGCCCGAACGCCUCACCAAGUUCCUGGUCACGCAGAUCCUGGUGGCCCUCAGACAUCUCCACUUCAAGAACAUCGUCCACUGUGAUCUGAAGCCAGAGAACGUUCUCCUGGCCUCAGCAGAUCCCUUCCCUCAGGUGAAACUCUGCGACUUCGGCUUCGCUCGUAUCAUCGGUGAGAAGUCGUUCCGCCGCUCCGUCGUCGGCACGCCGGCCUACCUGGCGCCCGAGGUGCUUCGCAGCAAAGGCUACAACCGAUCCCUGGACAUGUGGUCGGUGGGCGUCAUCGUCUACGUCAGCCUGAGCGGGACGUUCCCCUUCAACGAGGACGAGGACAUCAACGACCAGAUCCAGAACGCCGCCUUCAUGUACCCGUCCAACCCCUGGAAGGAGAUCUCAGAGCACGCCACGGACCUCAUUAACAACCUGCUGCAGGUGAAGAUGAGGAAGCGUUACAGCGUGGACAAGUCGCUGAGCCAUCCCUGGCUGCAGGACUACCAGACCUGGCUGGACCUCAGGGAGUUCGAGACGCGGCGAGGCGAGCGCUACAUCACCCACGAGAGCGACGACGCCCGCUGGGAGGAGCACGCCGACGAGCGAGGCCUUCACUGCCCCAACCACUUCAUCAUGUCGCCCAACCUGGACGACAUGGACGAGGACCCCUAGUGGCCGCCGGAGGGUAAAAAACAUUUUUCAACAAAGAAUCAAACGCUCCCCGAAGAGGCGCGGCGUUUCUCCGUGGACGUCCGGGAGGCGGCGCUCAGGCAGCUGUGUGACGACACUGUGACGAUGAUUCAGGUCCUGAGAAUUUUUAUUAAGGAACAUUUUUCUACAAGCCAUAACAAACGCCCCUCAGAGCCAAAAGCUGGAGGAACAUUUCAUUCCCAGAAUUCAACAUUCAAUAAAAAACGUCUGCACUGCCGGUCGAGCCGCAGAAGGGCUACCAGCUAGAAACCAAAUCCAGAGCCUUUAUAUAAUGUUUCAGCUCAAAUAGCAUAUUUUUAUGACGUCGUUGUUACUUUUUAGAUCUCAUGAAGAUGUGUAGAGAGUUUCUAUGUGACGCUAACUGAAAAAAUCAUCAUGUUUAUUAUGUUCUGACUAUAAUGUUCAUUCUUCUUUGUUGGGAGGUCUUUGCACUAUUUGAGAAACUCUUUUAAAAAGUAGAAUUCACUGAUUAUAACUUUUUUUAUUUGUUCAUCUGCAUAAGUGGACAUGUACCUAAUCUAUAAUAGUCAUUAAACACCAGAAAACUCAAUUAUUGGAUGGAACUGGAUUCUUAAAUCCAUAAUUGUAAAGUUUGUCCUGAAGGUGGCGUUGGAGAAAACGUCUUGUUACCAAAAGCAAAAGGGUCUAUUUGUUGUACGGUGGCCUUUAUAGGACAUCUCUAGCUCAACUCUUACUACUUUAAAUGCUAAUGUUACGCAACAUUAAUUGACGUAUAGUUACAAUAACAACAAUUAUCAGAUAUUAAAGUACCCUGGUAUUUAACACGCUACCCUUAGCAUGCUAACAUGCUCAAUAAGGACAUUUCUGGUAUUUAAUGUCACGCUAACUUCUUUAAAGAUUUAAAAAUGUGACAAUCAGGCAAACUGAAAAAUAAAUCAUCAGGUCAAGCAGCGUGAACCUCUUAAGACUUUAAGUAUGUUAAGUAUCUGUCUAUUAUUAUUACAGGAUUAUUAUAAGACUCAGUACUUGUUAUUAUUCUACAGACUUUAUAGUUUUGCAGAGAAACAAAUGUAUUAAGUUAUUUUCAGUGAUUCUCUGAAACCUUUUUUCCGAUGAAGACGAGCUGAGAAUCGAGCUGCUAUUGUCCGUCUUUGUCUUUCUGCAGAACGUUAGUGAUCUUCGUCCGACUCCAACCUGAGAAUUUAUUUCACAAGUUUUAUAUUUUUGCAAGAAAUGUUUGUGACAUUUUCUGAUGGGGAAAAAAAUAUUAAAUGGUUUACUUUGGGAAAACAUCUAAUUUUACAUCC
Messenger RNA from Anoplopoma fimbria (sablefish), 4535 nucleotides. Its product is annotated as serine/threonine-protein kinase D3-like. The transcript has 19 exons. Gene Ontology annotation, molecular function: ATP binding; protein serine/threonine kinase activity. The record is from RefSeq and is a predicted model, not a curated record. Bases 568 to 3228 code for a protein of 886 amino acids. NCBI's taxonomy places the organism in Eukaryota, Metazoa, Chordata, Actinopteri, Perciformes, Anoplopomatidae. Gene Ontology annotation, biological process: protein phosphorylation.